ACCAAGUCUCUCGUCGCGGCCGGGAGCGCACUCGCAGCUCCUGGAAGUGUUGCCGCCUCGCGGUUCCUCGCGCCCUGCGCUCCUAGAAGGGGCGGCCGCCUUCAGGUGACAGACGGGACACUCGCUUGAGCUUUCCGGAUGCAUCAGAGAUACUUUUGGACUGAGCAGGGCCAAGUGGCGUUUGGCGGGCACUUCAUGGCGGAGGGCGAAGGGUACUUUGCCAUGGCCGAAGACGAGCUGGCCGGGGGCCCCUACAUCCCCUUGAACGGCGACUUCGGCGAGGGCGACUUCGGCGGCGGCGGCGGUGGCUUUGGGGAGCAUUGCUUGGAUUACUGCGAAAGCCCCACAGCGCACUGCAACGUGCUGAACUGGGAGCAAGUGCAGCGGCUGGACGGCAUCCUGAGCGAGACCAUCCCCAUCCACGGGCGCGGCAACUUCCCCACGCUGGAGCUGCAGCCGAGCCUGAUCGUGAAGGUGGUGCGGCGGCGCCUGGCGGAGAAGCGCAUCGGCGUCCGCGACGUGCGCCUCAACGGCUCGGCUGCCAGCCACGUCCUGCACCAGGACAGCGGCCUGGGCUACAAGGACCUGGACCUCAUCUUCUGCGCCGACCUGCGGGGGGAAGAGGAGUUUCAGACUGUGAAGGACGUCGUGCUGGACUGCCUCUUGGACUUCUUACCCGAGGGGGUGAACAAAGAGAAGAUCACACCACUCACGCUCAAGGAAGCUUAUGUGCAGAAAAUGGUUAAAGUGUGCAAUGACUCUGACCGAUGGAGUCUUAUCUCCCUGUCAAACAACAGUGGCAAAAAUGUGGAACUGAAAUUUGUGGAUUCCCUCCGGAGGCAGUUUGAAUUCAGUGUAGAUUCUUUUCAAAUCAAAUUAGACUCUCUUCUUCUCUUUUACGAAUGUUCAGAGAACCCAAUGACUGAAACAUUUCACCCUACUAUAAUCGGUGAGAGUGUCUACGGAGAUUUCCACGAAGCCUUUGAUCACCUUUGUAACAAGAUUAUUGCCACCAGAAACCCAGAGGAAAUCAGAGGGGGUGGCCUGCUUAAGUACUGUAACCUCUUAGUGAGGGGCUUUAGGCCCGCCUCUGAUGAGAUCAAGACCCUUCAGAGAUAUAUGUGUUCCAGGUUUUUCAUCGACUUCUCAGACAUUGGAGAGCAGCAGAGAAAACUGGAGUCCUAUUUGCAGAACCACUUCGUGGGAUUGGAAGACCGCAAGUACGACUAUCUCAUGACCCUUCAUGGAGUGGUGAAUGAGAGUACAGUGUGCCUGAUGGGACACGAAAGAAGACAGACUUUAAACCUUAUCACUAUGCUGGCUAUCCGGGUGCUAGCUGACCAAAAUGUCAUCCCUAACGUGGCCAAUGUCACUUGCUAUUACCAGCCAGCCCCCUACGUAGCAGAUGCCAACUUUAGCAAUUACUACAUUGCACAGGUUCAGCCAGUAUUCACAUGCCAGCAACAGACAUACUCUACUUGGCUACCCUGCAAUUAAGGAUCAUUUAAAAAUGUCCGGUGGGGAAGCUGUUUCAGACAAGCUAGGAAAAAAAAAAAAAAGCGUGACCCAGCUCUGAUUAAGGGUGUAUUUUGUGCAAUGAUUGCUCCUGGUUUUAAGCUUGGCAAAGCUGUGGAUCUUUUAAUAGGUAUGGGAGCAUGAUCUAGCAAUGACCCCUCCCCCCCCCCAAGCCUCCCACUUCAUCCUCCUACCCAGCUGGAUUCUAUCCUGGAGCAAGAGAGACUUGUCAUUAAAAGCAACCAGGUUCUCCUAAAGUAACAAUGCUUGACAAUAUGGGUUUGCAGUACCUGCUCCCAUAGCUUUGCCAUAGGAAAAAAAAAAGUGGAAAUUUUCUUUUAAGGUGGCAUUCACAAAGGAGAAAUACAGAAAAGAAGGUCCCACUCCAACUUAUCAAUUCAGGAGUUCAGAGAAUAACAG
This is a messenger RNA of Choloepus didactylus (southern two-toed sloth), 1935 nucleotides long. It is a transcript of the gene TENT5A, whose product is annotated as terminal nucleotidyltransferase 5A. Gene Ontology annotation, biological process: mRNA stabilization. Bases 139 to 1497 code for a protein of 452 amino acids. Gene Ontology annotation, molecular function: poly(A) RNA polymerase activity; RNA binding. The transcript has 3 exons. The record is from RefSeq and is a predicted model, not a curated record. NCBI's taxonomy places the organism in Eukaryota, Metazoa, Chordata, Mammalia, Pilosa, Megalonychidae.